UGGCCGAUAAGCGCAAGCAGCGAAAGCGGCGCUCCGUCACAUAAGUGUAAAGCAGCCUGUAAUCUUCAACGGUGCCGUUCCUUACGCCCUUCAGGUUCCCUCCACGGCAAUGUGACCCCGGCCGACCGCGUUUCGGUUGUGCGGUACCUUCUGCCCCGACGGCGGUGUUUGACCUCGCCGUGGCUCCCGCCGACUUCGUUUGCAGCGGCCCGGCAUGCUGACACGGUGGGACAGGGUGAUGUUGAGCAGCCGACCGGGUCGCUCUUUAUCAGCGGGGGGAGAGGGAGACGGACAAGUGAUGAGGGGAGAUAGGGGGCAGGGAUGACGGCUGACGAAGGAGGUAUUGAGGAAAGGGGGCUGCCAGCGAGGGAACCCAAACACAUGAAGCGAGACUCGCACCUUGAGGCUUCCAGAGACUACCAGAAAGAGCAGGAGACGGAACCACAAGCUUGGUAAUGAUUAACAAUCCUCCAGAAUCCCAGUCGCAGUCUGUCCAGAAGCCCUGGCCUUUCUCUGGACAGCGCCGACUCUUUCUGGUCCUCAGCUCCUCUGUUCUCAUCAUACUGCUGUGCCUGGGAAUCUAUUUGCACCGCACUGGUUCUGACAACUCGUUGCAAGAAGCCCCGCUUCCAUGCCUCUCUUCGGCCUGCCUUGAGGCUGCAGCAAAACUGUCCAUCACCUCCAAUCCUUUGGCCCAGACCUGCGACAACCUCCUGGUCGCCUGCAAGGCCAAGGGGCUCACUGUCUCCCAGGGGAGACAAAGAGACAAACAAAUUGUUAAAAGAGAGGUGGACAGAUACUUGUAUGCAGAGGUUGAGCCUAACCAGUUGGUCAGACGGACAGUUCUGCUGGAGCUGCUAAGAGAAAUUUUGGAAUCCACGGACAGGCCGGCGUCCGAGGACUCGGCAGAACAGAAAGCGCAAAGGUUCUACCGCUCCUGCAUGGACACGGAGACCAUUGAAAAGCUCGGUCCGAAGCCAAUUCUGAAGCUUGUAGAAAAGCUGGGGGGCUGGGCACUCUCCGGAAAGUGGAAUCACACCGACUUUAAUGCAACCUUGUCUGUCCUCAUGACAGAGUAUUUCACUUUCCCAUUUUUCAACAUAUAUGUGGGAAGGGAUGUCAACUCGAGCGACCACAAGAAGUACAUACAGAUCGAUCAGCCCGACUUUCAGAUUCCAGUUGAAUGGAAAAGCAAGGACAAAACAUCGAAAGAGAAAACUCUGUCUCAGGACCUGCGUCACUUCCUGAUGUCUCGAGUGCGACUCCUUGGUCUUCUUGGGGUUCCCUCCAGCAGCACCAGCAGCCACAUGGGCUUCUUUAUCCAGCUGUCAUCUGAGCUGGCCCUCUUCACCCAGUCGUUGUCGAACCGUAUGCAGAGGAAGCUGCUCUUUCACCGGAUGACUGUGAAGGAGCUGCAGGCUCAAGCCCCUGGUAUUGACUGGCUGGGAUGUCUCCAGGCCGUAUUUCAGCCCCUCGCUGUCAGUGAAUCCGACACUGUUCUCCUGCACAACCUACCAUACAUCACGCACAUGUCCAAGACCAUCAGCAAGUGGCAAGACAAUCACGAGUUCCGUAACAGUGGUACUCUUCAUACGUUCAUGAUCCUCAGUCUCCUACACACAGUCAUACCUGCAUUAGACUCCAGAUUCACCGCUAUACAGAGAAAUUUCUCAGUUGCCCUGGGAGACGAUGAAGAUGUUGUCCCCCGCUGGGCUCACUGUGUUUUGCAGACAGAGAAGGCGUUCGGCAGAGUGCUCAGCAAUGCAAUGAGAGAGAGGGUUGGGGAGCCAGAGGCAGAAGUGUUGAUCCAGUCGAUAUACUCAUCUCUUAAAUCCAAAUUAGCAGAACUCAGAUUGAAAGACGAUCAUCUCACCGUUUGGAACAAGGUUACGUCUCUAACCCCACGACUUUCACCAAAUGCUGAUAUAAUGAGUAAAAAAAAUCUCGAUCAACAAUUUUCAGAGGUGAAAAUCACUGAAGAUGAGUAUUUCUCCAACUACCUGCAGUCUCUUUCUCUUCAACAUAAGAGGACAAAAAAACUUUUUACAGAAAUGUCAGACCCUGAUAUAUUGUCAAUAACUCCAUUUCUUAUUGGAAAUGAGAUCAGUUUCCCUCUGGGAAUGUUUGUUCCACCAUUCUUUCAUCCGUCAUACCCCAGAGCUGUCAACUAUGGAGCACUUGGGAUGCUGAUGGCUAAAAAUAUUUUACAUCUCCUUCUGCCAGAGAUCCAAACUCAGAGUAAGACUCUGCAGGCAGUGAGUGAGUGUGUCUGGGCACUGUACAGUAACAUAACCAAAAUUCCACAUGGAUCUCACCUGCUCACUCUCACCUUGGAACAACAGCGAGAGAUCUGGCUUCAAUACACAGCCCUUGAGAUUGCGCUGCAGGCAUAUCAGAAGAGUUUACUGAAAGAGCCCAAAGACACCUCUCUAUCUGGUAUCCACCAUACUCACCUGUUCCUCACCUCCUUUGUUCAGAUCAACUGCCACUUUGACCCAUACCAUGAACACUUGCCUUUUGAAGCAUCCUUCCUUGUGGCUGCCAUCUGUAUGAACUCUAACCUUUGUCCCAAGGGCAUAAACUGCACUUUAAAUACACAUCAACACUUCAGGCAAAAGUGCUAAUGGUUUAUUAUCAUAUCUUUGAAAAAUGUAUUACUGUUGGGCAUAGGGAGAGGAUUUUGUAUUCAAAUGGCUGAGAUGAAAUGUACAUUUGGAGAGAUAUAAUACUAUGUGAAGAACUGUGGUGUAAAAUACAUUUUGUGUGUAUUUAUACAUAUUGUUUACAUAAUAUAUGUCCUUGUACAAAGAAUGUUUUGGGUAAAUGAAUGAAUACAUGUAAAUGGGUAGUUAGG
Molecule: messenger RNA, 2854 nt
Organism: Scleropages formosus (Asian bonytongue)
Lineage: Eukaryota; Metazoa; Chordata; Actinopteri; Osteoglossiformes; Osteoglossidae
Gene: kel
Product: Kell metallo-endopeptidase (Kell blood group)
Exons: 18
Coding region: 456-2624 (722 amino acids)
Biological process (GO): protein processing
Cellular component (GO): plasma membrane
Molecular function (GO): metalloendopeptidase activity
Source: RefSeq, a predicted model, not a curated record